AGACGCCCCAUCAAACCGUCACUGACGCAGGAUGAUGACCACGUUGUACCUUUCCGACCUCUUGAGCGGCUUCUUUAGAACUGUGAGUGUACAUUUUAUCAUUUUGCUUAUUGUAGUAUUCUUCAAUGGUGAAAAUUUAUUCAUAGGGGUUUCGACGAAUUCUUUUUUUAAAAGUAUUAACAGCCUUUGUAGUUCUAACAGCACGCGGCCGCCCCGAUCUUUUCUGUUCUUCGACAGGCGGGGUGUUGUUGUAUCUGUUGAUAGUACGACAUACGAACAUACGGCUGAUACCAAACUUUUGAAGUGUCUGGAAUAUAGUCGACGCGACGGCUCCAUGCCCACUUUGUGCAAGGCGAUCACUAGAAUCAUAUUUUCAUGAACAUCCCAUUCCAUAUUUUAAUUUUAUAAUGAACACGAAAAAAUAUGUGAAAUAGCUCAAAAUUGAAAAAAGUUUUAUAAUAAGUAAUAUACGUGUUCCAAAUUUAAAAUAAUUAUAAAAUUUGACAAAAAAAGAAAAAUUUUUAUGGAACAGUAUUUAUGGCCAGACUAAGAUACAAGAUACGUAUUUUCUAAAUACUUUUUAAGAUAAAGAUACUUUUUGGAAGAUAGCAUAUUAUUAUUGGUUUUAAGGUUUAUUUAAGUGAGUAAAUUGUAUUACAAAUUACAAUGCAAUACAUUUUUCUUAGUUUAAAGAAUUGGUUUUGUUAAAGUCCGAAUUUCAUUAAAUUCGUCCGUUCCGCUCGAAUUGGAGCGCCCGUCUGGGGAAGUAACCUCCACCUUACAGAAGACCACAAUAAAAUAACACUACCUUUUGGUGGUGUUAUAUUUAUUUCGGUGAGUAAGAUUCCAAGGCUCCACGAGAUAGGGGAUUGGGUCAGGGUAGGAUUUAAACAUUAAAAAAAUAUAAAUUCCACGAUCAGAAGGUCUCAGUAGCAAAACGUCCAGCAGACGUUUAUUGAUUUAUCAUAAAAAUCAAUUAGAACGCUUAGGUAGGUCAUUACUUAAUCCGAUAAAAACAAUUGCUAUAAAUGCGACAAUAUUGUUACAAAAUUAUAAAUUGUAAGAUUAUAAAAUUGAAAUCUUAAUUCUGAAAGCGCUGUUAACAGAAGGUUCAUAGGUUUAAAAUAUUGCCUGCACGACACGCGAGGGCAAGAAACGAGUCUGCAGCGUAACCAACUAUGCAUUUCAUUAUAACAAACAUUUUUCAUAGCAAGUUUUAAAACUUAAUUACCUAUAAAUUCUUUAAAUUAACAAACAUUGAUUUGGAGACUAUCAAAGUACCCUUAGCAUAGGAUUACUACUUAAAAUUUGAAAAGUCUUGACAAAAUUUCGAUUAAAGUACGGACAUUUUAGUCACAAAAUGCAAACAUCACCUACUUAGUUACAGUGAUAUUAUACGCGUGGUAGCAGACGCUCGCAUCGCGAAGGGAGACCCCCUUGUAUAUGUUAUAUAUUGUUGAUUUUUAAAGAUAAAUUAUAUUUUGUUUUAAAUUAUUACACUUAUUUGAUAUAACGUAAUAAGUAGUUUUACUCAUAUACCUUCUAAUAAAAAAACCCGGACUAAGUAGUAAAAUUUACAUAAAAUCAUGUCGCUAACAAUACAAUGAAUUAGAUAAUUUCAAAUUUAAUAAUUGUCCACUCGUAUUUUGGUUGCUGUGUCAUUCAGUAUAAAUAUUGCUUACAACCCUGCUCUCCAAUUCCUCAAUGCUCUUAGACAAGAAACCCUUUGGCAAGAUCGCAAAUACAAAAAACUUGUAAUUAGAAGAAAGUUCUACAAAGCAUGAAACAUAAUGAGAAAGCUCUUAUAUAUAGAAUCCUACAACCGUGGUUAAAAGAUGGCUUACUCUUGAGCAACGGUUUAAAGUGGCAGCAGCGGCGCAAAAUCCUCACACCGUCUUUCCACUUCAAUAUCCUUAAGCAGUUCUUGGUCACGUUGGAGGAGAACAGCGCUCGUUUGGUGAAGGACCUGGAGGGCAAAGUGGAACAGGAGAUCGACAUUGUGCCGCUCAUCUCAGAAUUCACACUCAAUUCUAUUUGUGAAACAUCCAUGGGAACCAAAUUAUCAGAUGAAACGUCAUCAGCUGCUCUCUCUUAUAAAAACGCAAUAUAUGAAUUAGGAAAAAAGUUUGUGGAUAGAUUUACGAAGGUUCACUACAAUAUAGACUUUAUAUUUGCUUUAUCAUCGAUCGGGAGACAACAAAAAAGAUAUUUAGAAAUUGUGCACGACUUCACGAAGAGGGUUAUAAAAGAUCGUAAAGAAUACAUAGAAACAUUUGGAAUCGAUAUUGAUGAAAUGAACGUUAGCGAUGAAGACAUAUUUUUCAAGAGUAAGAGGAAAACAGCCAUGUUGGAUUUAUUGAUAUCUGCUCAAAAUAAAGGAUUGAUAGAUGAUAAUGGUGUUCAAGAAGAGGUUGAUACAUUUAUGUUUGAGGGACACGACACUACAGCAGCGGCACUAGCAUUUUGUUUGAUGUCUAUCGCUAACGAUAAAGGAAUUCAAGAACGGCUUUUCUCAGAGUUGGAUGGAAUAUUUGGUGAUUCCUCGCAACCUGCCACAAUGGAUGACCUAUCAAGAAUGCAAUACCUCGAAUGUUGCAUCAAGGAAUCUCUGAGGUUGUAUCCUCCGGUACAUUUAAUGGGAAGAACGUUAGGAGAAACGGUUACAUUGAGUGAUUAUGUGGUUGAGAAAGGCACUUAUAUAUUAAUCCUCAUUUACGAUAUGCAUCGCCGGGAGGAUUUGUUCAAGGACGCACUGAAGUAUAAUCCUGACCGGUUCCUACCAGAGAACAGUAUUGGUCGACACCCCUUCUCCUUUAUACCAUUCAGUGCUGGUCCCAGAAAUUGCAUAGGUCAAAAGUUCGCAAUGUUAGAGAUGAAGUCCUCACUAUCAGCAAUCCUAAGGCGGUAUCGACUAGAGCCAGUUACCGGCCACGGCGAUAUUGAAAUUACAGCAGACGUCGUUUUGAGGACUUCUCAUCCAAUCCUAGUGAAAUUUGUCAGAAGAGAAAAGUAGUUUUUUUAGGUGAAUAAGGAAAAGAGUAUUGAAAUGUAGGGUACAUUUAUUGCACAUACAUAUAUGUAUUAGUAUUGUUAGGUAUUUGAUAUUUUUACCUUAAGUAAACAAAUCAAAACUAAGUGAACUUUUUAUUAAACAAUAAAUAAAUUGUAUUAUAACUCAGUUGGGAAGUGGUUUUUAAUUAAAUUACUAUUUUAGAAAGUGAUAGCAGUUUUUGUUAAACUUUCAAUUGUUUGGAAAUUAACAUGAGCAAUUGCGUAAGUAUGAUCAGUUGCUAAUUAAAUGUAAUAUCGUCAUCGUACCCAUAGCAGACACAGUAUUAACUAGUAUAACGGAUAAUAUUUGGGAUUCAUCAAGGUUUAAAAUAUAACCCUAGAUAUUAAGGUGUGCCUAGAUGUUUUCUCUAUAUGAAUUAUUGUUAUUCUAUUGUAAUUUUUCAUAAAAACAUUCAACAUGCCGUUAAGGAUCUUUUAGACCCUAUUAGAAUGUUAGGUUCCUGUUCCAUUUUUCGGAAUAAAAAGUAUGUCUUAAUCAAGUUCAUCAACUAUAUGAGAACCGAACAUCCAAAUCCGUUCAGCCUUUUUGCGUGAUGGAGUAACAAACAUACAAACUUUCACAU
This is a messenger RNA of Chilo suppressalis (striped riceborer), 3635 nucleotides long. Lineage: Eukaryota; Metazoa; Arthropoda; Insecta; Lepidoptera; Crambidae. The record is from the annotation of a GenBank genome assembly.